AUCAGACCAAUCUCUCUCUUCUUCUUCUUCACGUUCUCUCUCUUUUCAGAUAAGGGUAGAGAUGGCUAGAGUUUGUGUAAUGAUGAUGCUAUUAGCUAUGGCUAUGGCUAUGAACAUUGCUAUGGGUGACCCAAUAGCACCAUGUUACUUCAUAUUCGGUGACUCUUUGGUUGAUAGUGGAAACAACAAUCGGCUUACCUCUUUAGCAAGAGCUAAUUACUUCCCUUAUGGUAUCGACUUCCAGUUCGGUCCAACUGGCCGGUUCUCCAACGGAAAAACCACCGUCGAUGUCAUCACCGAGCUUCUUGGUUUCGAUGACUACAUUACACCGUAUUCCGAAGCAAGGGGAGAAGAUAUCCUGAGAGGAGUAAACUACGCUUCUGCAGCUGCCGGAAUUCGAGAAGAAACUGGCCGUCAAUUGGGAGCUAGAAUAACAUUUGCAGGGCAAGUAGCUAAUCAUGUAAACACUGUGUCACAAGUUGUGAACAUACUCGGAGACGAGAAUGAAGCUGCUAAUUACCUAAGUAAAUGCAUCUACUCAAUCGGGUUAGGCAGUAACGACUAUCUCAAUAACUAUUUUAUGCCUGUUUAUUACUCCACCGGGAGCCAGUACUCCCCGGAUUCCUAUGCCAACGACCUCAUAAACCGCUACACCGAGCAACUCCGGAUAAUGUAUAACAAUGGAGCGAGGAAGUUUGCGCUAGUUGGUAUCGGCGCAAUAGGAUGCAGUCCAAAUGAGCUGGCUCAAAACAGUAGAGACGGGGUAACUUGUGACGAAAGGAUCAAUUCCGCAAACAGAAUCUUCAACAGUAAGCUCGUGUCUCUGGUUGAUCAUUUCAAUCAAAACACACCAGGCGCCAAGUUCACUUACAUUAAUGCUUAUGGUAUCUUCCAAGACAUGGUAGCUAAUCCUUCUCGCUAUGGGUUUAGGGUUACAAACGCGGGAUGUUGUGGAGUUGGGAGGAACAAUGGACAGAUAACAUGUCUCCCGGGUCAAGCUCCAUGUCUGAACAGGGACGAGUUUGUGUUCUGGGACGCGUUUCAUCCAGGAGAAGCUGCGAAUGUUGUCAUCGGUAGUCGAUCUUUUCAGAGAGAAUCUGCUUCUGAUGCUCAUCCUUAUGAUAUCCAGCAGCUUGCUCGGCUCUAGUUGAUGAAAUAUCCUUCACACAACACAGAGAGAAAAGGAGAGGGAGAAAGAUUUAAUCCUUUUUCUUAUUGAAGUGUUUGAUAAUUGUUUCUUUUUGCUGCAGAAGAAUUGUUUGUUUUGUGGAGUUGAUGUAUCAUGGUUCUAUUUCUAUAUAAUGACAUGAAAUUGCUGCUUUCUUAUAGAUGAUUAAACUCAUUUGGAUCUC
Arabidopsis arenosa is the source of this 1352-nucleotide messenger RNA. NCBI's taxonomy places the organism in Eukaryota, Viridiplantae, Streptophyta, Magnoliopsida, Brassicales, Brassicaceae. The record is from the annotation of a GenBank genome assembly.